Plodia interpunctella (Indianmeal moth) is the source of this 1579-nucleotide messenger RNA. RefSeq names its product ommochrome-binding protein-like. The record is from RefSeq and is a predicted model, not a curated record. Bases 54 to 899 code for a protein of 281 amino acids. The transcript has a single exon. NCBI's taxonomy places the organism in Eukaryota, Metazoa, Arthropoda, Insecta, Lepidoptera, Pyralidae.
GCACAAAUAGAAAACGAAGGCCAUUUCUGAUCAGUAUUUUACGCCUGGCAGACAUGAAUCUGUUUUUAAUACUUUGUAAUGUUAUUACUAUUGUUUUAUCUAAACAAACGACUAAGCAUUGUGAUGGUGUUAUUGUGCAUGAAAAAUGCCAUAAAGCAGAAGUGUUGACCGACGGACUAGACCGACCUUACCAGUUGUCAUAUGCUAACUUAACCGACAGUUUAUACUUCAGUUACAACAUAGGCUUUCAUAAUACGAGUAGCUUCGCGAUCGGCUUCAUCAAUAUUGGGAAACAUCAAAAGAUCCCGACACCAGUAAAUGUCACAAACGGAUUUGCUACUGCAGUGGAUCAUGAGAAUAAUAUCGUCUACAUAGGCGGCAGUGCGGGCAUUUUCAUGGAUGAUCUUGAUCAUGACAGUAAUUCGACGAAGCUCAAGCCAGUACAUUUGAACUGUGAUAUUUGGGACUUGUUCUUUAAACAUCAUUUAUACUUCAUCAGCUAUCCAAAAAUGAGGUUAUUUAAAAUUGAGAAUAAUAAAGCAGAACUGCAAGAUCAUAUUCACGAAAAAAUAUAUCAAUUUGUAAUAGAUAAAGACGAAGAUAUAUUUAUAACAAAAAAAGGGGGAUUAUUUAUGAUUAGAAAUGGAACAAACGAACGCAUACUGAUUAAAGGUGCGAAGACUUUUCGAGCCAUUGAGUUAAAUCGCGAUGGAGAAGCUUAUUUUUGUGGGCAGAACGAGAUAUACAUCGCAAAUAAACACCAUCAUGUUUUGGAGAAAAUAGCAAAAGUAAAAAAUAUAUUCGGCUUAACGUUCGACAGUAAGAAUAAUAUGAUAAUUUCAGACCCGCUUCAAAUUAUAAAAUUUACUUUGCACGAAACAAAGUCUGGACAUAAAUGAAUAUAUUAGCCCGUCAAGCAAUACUAAUAAAUAAUGAUUAUUUAGAAGUAAUUGUAAUAAUAUGUUUUAAAGUAAUUUUUACAAUUUAAUUUCUUAAUUUUAAGAACUCUGCACUAUUAUAUGUAAUAUUAAUAAACUUACAUUUACUCAAUGUACAUAGGUACAUUGAGUAAACGUAAUGUAAGUAAUUAAAAUAUGACAAGUAUAUAGGUACCUUAUAGGUGGUUGUUCAUAUGAGUUUUUUUUUUCUGAACUGUUUUUGAGUAGCAGAUUACAGAGAUAUGCCAAUGCGUUAUUAAAAUUUGAUCUAAAGUUACCUACGAAUAUGUAAUUUCCAGCACCAAUGAGUUUAAUCUUUUGUGAAAAUACAAGGACAUGUCUAUAAGGAGAAAAUUGAAACGAGUUUUAAUUAUUCGAAAAUUAGAUUUGCCGCUAAAUGAAUUUAGGGCGUGGGUGGGCGCUUGGAAGCCAUAUUACUUGUUUGUUCAGAUGGUAGGUAUACACGGAAUUUCGGCAAUUCUUCGAAUAAUCUUGUUAAAUGUUCUAUGUCCCGCUCCUGCUAAUGAAACCACGUAUGAUUUGGCAUUGCAUUUAUUUUUAAAUAUUUAUAACCUAUUUAGAUAUUUAAAAUCUUUGGUAAAUGUAAAUACAAUUAAAUACAAUAUUUUAUCUUUCUUUAA